ACAGCAGCGCGUGACACGUGUGUGAAAGGGUAUUGGCACGAGUUUUUCAAAUUUGUUGUAAACAUUCAAGAUGGCGUCUCGGUGGAGGACGUGGGACUCAGAUUUCUUUAUCGACGCCCAUUCCUCUAAAAUGCCCGAAGAGACGGAACUAAUACCAGCAGUAGGACAGGGAAGAGGGAAACCUCUGAAAGACAUCGCUUCUCUCACCCUUCCAAAGGCUGCUUUGGGAAUAACAAAGGAGAAAAAUACUGCUCAAGCUCCCGCGACAGGCCGGGGAAGAGCAAGUGUAAUGAAAGCACGUGCGCUUACAGACUUACCUCCAAUUAGGAGACCAGGGGAGAAGACAACGACUACACGUACCACUGUUGUCGAUCGGCUGGAGUCAUUUCCUCCAUUGUCAGCAACCAACCCCGACCCUCCAUCACCCAAAUGGGUGAAAGAACAGACUAAAUCAAAACCAGUUACAGGCACUGCACCACAGACAGCCACAAAAUCAUCAGUCGAUGAACCAGUUUCUAAUUCAACUUCACCAGGAGUUUCCAAAAGAAUGCAGGAAGAUUUGUUGUCAGCUGAUGGCAGUGAUGUUAUCAUUAUUGAGAAUUUUCCUUCAACCAUUAAUGAGCAGGAUUUAGUUGAUCUAUUUAAGCCAUAUGGUGAUGUUCUAGCGUGUGUCAUUGAAAGAGACAGUCAAGGAAUAAGCUUAGGAACAUCACUUAUCAGAAUGGAAAGUAGGAACGCUUGUGAGUGGAUAAUAAACACAUUUAGUGGCGAGGAGUACCCUGGAGGAGGUAAACCUAUGGCGUGUCGUUUCCUAACAGACGAGUAGCAGCGACGAAUAUUGAUAUAAUUAAAUCCCGUUCUCUCACAAAAAA
Messenger RNA from Orbicella faveolata, 872 nucleotides. RefSeq lists its product as uncharacterized. NCBI's taxonomy places the organism in Eukaryota, Metazoa, Cnidaria, Anthozoa, Scleractinia, Merulinidae. The record is from RefSeq and is a predicted model, not a curated record. Gene Ontology annotation, molecular function: RNA binding.